This is a messenger RNA of Seminavis robusta, 378 nucleotides long. The record is from the annotation of a GenBank genome assembly. NCBI's taxonomy places the organism in Eukaryota, Bacillariophyta, Bacillariophyceae, Naviculales, Naviculaceae.
AUGACACUACUCAUGACCAGGAACGGGUUGUCACCUUUCCUCAACAGUCUGGAUGAAGUUGGAAGCAUCAAUAAUGAAGUAGAGGCAGUUGCCUUUCGUGGCAUGGCAAUUGCAGAAAGCCUGCAGACAGUCAGAAGCAAUUUGGCCAACAUUUCCAAGACUCAACAACAAGAACAACUGCAGCACAUUGACUUGGAUACACUUUGUCCAUCACUGAACAACUCAUCUUUUAACGACACCAACUCGUCCAUGCCGGCAUUGCCACCCAUUACUACAAUCCACCAAUACAUUGAUACUGGUCUGAACGAAGUAAAGACCUUCAUUGACUAUUAUGUCCCAAUCAGUAGUGGCCAUUGGAGAAAUCGGCCUAGAUUAUGA